Molecule: messenger RNA, 1389 nt
Organism: Oikopleura dioica
Lineage: Eukaryota; Metazoa; Chordata; Appendicularia; Copelata; Oikopleuridae
Source: the annotation of a GenBank genome assembly
AUGGGAGCAUGUACCUCGACAGCGGCGGGUAGCAGUUCCGCCGAAACAUGCGAUAAUGUCUAUCGAAUACGACAGCUGGAUGAAAAGUAUCGAAGAAAGCAGCUAUUUAUACUUCGCUUGACGGACAAGCAAAUAAUCAUAAUGCGCAAAGGAAGACGAGAAAAGCCGGAGAAAACUAUUUCGCUAUAUCCGGAUAGCAAUUCUCUAUAUGUGCUUCGUUACGGAAUUCCAGAACUCAAUCAACCUGCCAUUCUUCUUGAAGUAAAAGGGUUCCGAAACGAGCCAGACGUUCAGUAUCUUUUCUAUUGCAAGCGCCACGAAAAACUCUUCGAGCAGCUACAGAAGAAAAUCAGCGAAGCGAGUAAGCGAAUUUCUCGCGGGACAUUGCGUUACACUCCCGUUUCAACGCCGACUCCGACAACUCCCGGUCACAAUACAAGCCAGCCGAGCAGUUUUCAUUUGAACGGGUCGAUUCAUACUCAUAGUACGCCGCAGAUGGUCGACCCCCUUGCUUUGCCUCACUUUCAGCCGGGAUCGUUGGGGACGAGUAGUCAACCGCCGCCUGGAGAUAAUAAUUAUGUGAAUACAGAGCAACCAGUUGUUCCUCCUCAAACUCCAAGGAAUAACUCAUCGUUUGGUGGCAGCAGAUUCAACAUGCCGCUGUCACCAGUAGCCGAAGACGAGCAGCCACUGAAUAACAUGGACCAGGCGAGUGGAAAAUUCGUCCUUGACCAGCCGCCGCUGACACGGGCAGAACUUCAAAAGCGCCGCAUGGCACCGCCAAAGACGAGUCCGCCGAGCACCUUUGAGCCCAACUGGCCUGGGAUGCCUCCUCAAAUGCGUUUUGGCAGUGGUUCGUUUUUCUGCGGUUCCGGAGGCAAUACAGACCGAGACACUGUAACCUCGCGCACAUCGCUUUCAACCCGAUCAUCUGGCUUGCUGAAUCAGUUAUCGGCUCGCUCCGAUUGUGAGCCACUGCUAAUGCCUUCCAAUGUUUCAACGCCAAAUCCAAAUCAUCACAUGAGAUUCAAACAACACAACUCGAGUGAUCCGAUUUACGUUCAGCCCAACCAGCCCGAUGAGUUCACAGCACCAAGAACGCCUGGCAUUAGUUCCUUCACUGCUCCUCCCCAAUCUUGCAAGCGUUUUAUCUUUCCUCCCAUGGACGCAUUAACGCGACCAGAAGGCUCUUCGAUGAAUUACGUGACCGUGGAGCACAAUUCUAUGUCAUCCUCAAACUCAACGCCUCGGACACCGAAAACGCCGAGCGCCACCGUCCAGUACACCCCCGUCGACUUCCAGAAAACGGAAGAACUCCACCGUAGUCAAUCGAUAACGCGUGUGGAUUCAACGCGCUCACGCUCCGCUCUCCUCCCUCAAAAGAACUGA